AUGCUGUUUGAUUUGUCAAAGUUGCUGUUUUUGAAUACCAAACUGAAUUCUGUUAAUUUUGGUCAUACUCCAAUAGCACCGGCCAGUAUUAGAAAUGUGCACAAUACAAUUUCACACACGAAUAUUCAGACAGCGGAAAGUAUAAGGAAUGGAUCAUCUGCCAAAUUAACGAACACUCUGUCACCCAAUAUUUUUGAAUCACUGAUACCAACAACUUCAACGACCUCGGUAACUGAUGUCAUUUCACCGGUCCCAGAAAUAUCAUUCUCACCACAAGAUCGUGAUAGUAUAACAACCAAGAUGACUUUGUCGCGUUCAAUUGAAGAACUAAGAACUUCGGAAUCACAAUAUCUAUCUGAUUUGAAAACCCUAAAUCGAGAUUACUUUCAAAAGUUGAUUGAAGAUGUCAAAAUUGAAGUACCUGUCCCUAUUAAAAUUGUACACAAUAUUCUUACCAAACUAAUUGAGUAUCAUGAUAGAAUGAGUAGAUUGUUUGCAAAAAUCUCUGAUCGUGACUUGUGUUCUAUGUGCAGUCAAUAUUGCCGCAUAAUUUCAGAUAAUGGUAUCAAUGUUUUCCUUUACAAGUGGUAUUGCUCCCAGGUUAUUUUCCAUGAUUUUUCCCAAUUUACAAAAUUACCGACUCGGGCAAACUGGCGACAGAUGAUCGUUCCGACAGUUGAUUCGUGGUGCAAAGGAUGGCAGAAUUUUUUUGAGUGUCAGCAACCACCACGUAACAAAAAGGAUUUUUCUUUGAUGUCUCUUCUACAGAGACCUAUUGAUAGAAUUACAAAGUAUCGUUUGUUCAUGGAAAGUAUUUGA
This is a messenger RNA of Candida tropicalis MYA-3404, 819 nucleotides long. RefSeq lists its product as uncharacterized. Gene Ontology annotation, molecular function: guanyl-nucleotide exchange factor activity. NCBI's taxonomy places the organism in Eukaryota, Fungi, Ascomycota, Pichiomycetes, Serinales, Debaryomycetaceae. The transcript has a single exon. The record is from RefSeq and is a predicted model, not a curated record. Bases 1 to 819 code for a protein of 272 amino acids. Gene Ontology annotation, cellular component: cytoplasm. Gene Ontology annotation, biological process: regulation of GTPase activity.